This is a messenger RNA of Puccinia graminis f. sp. tritici CRL 75-36-700-3, 3921 nucleotides long. RefSeq lists its product as uncharacterized. The record is from RefSeq and is a predicted model, not a curated record. Gene Ontology annotation, biological process: telomere maintenance; DNA repair. The transcript has 6 exons. Lineage: Eukaryota; Fungi; Basidiomycota; Pucciniomycetes; Pucciniales; Pucciniaceae. Gene Ontology annotation, molecular function: DNA helicase activity. Bases 1 to 3921 code for a protein of 1306 amino acids.
AUGGCCGACAACGGAGGAGGAUCUUCUAGCGACGCCAUGGUCAAGAUCAAGCCUCAGAAUGAGGAUCUAGCGUUUAAUGGGAGCAAUGUCAAGCGUUUUCUUUCUGAAUAUCAACUAGCUGCGCGUUUGGAUGGAGCGUCGGAGAAGGACAUGGCUCAACAGCUAGGAUUUUUCAUUGCAAAGGACAAGCUGUUGGAUGUCGUCGAGACUUUGGAAGGAUACGAGCCGCCGGACUGGCCUAAGUUGAAGGCUUCUAUGAUAGCGUACUGGGGAAACGUUGAUACCACCAAGUUCAGUUUGCCUGAUCCCGUGCCUUCUGAUCAAUCGCUGGAAGAGGAAAAUCCCCAGAAUCUUGAGCGCGGCCUCCCAUUGGGUUCUCAUAAUGAUCUACUAGUUGAGGAGGCGUUAGAAUCUGAUUCGAAUUUUGUAGAUCUGGAUGUUGGGCCGGAGCUUUUUGAUAAAUCUAGCAAACAGGACCGUAAUGAAUCGAUUAAGACGAGAGAACCUGCUUGGCAUCCCACAAACACCAGUUUGUAUUUUACGGCUGCCUCUGCCAUUGAAUACCCAUUGGCUUCUAGAAUCAACAAAUCCAAUCCUUCCCGAAGGCAGCAUGAAAACCUCAAGUCAUCCACAGUGCUCUCUGUUUCUCUUCCUCCGGUCAAAGAUUCUACACUUCCAGUUCCUGAUUCAGAUCAAGAAGACAUGGACGACAAUCCCGAGUUGUUUGAGCAAUCAACUGAAGAUCCAAGCCCUGCUGAAGUCACCGCUGCUAGACUGAUCCUUGCACUUAAUCCAGUCGCUUCCCCGAUCAACAAUCAUCUUUCUACAGAGAUCUCGGAAAAUCUUUCUUCUGCCUCUGCCUCAGCCGCCACAAAGGACAAAGAGAAAUUCCUUGUUGAUCAGAAGGGGCACAAUUAUUUCCUUCCCAGCGGUGCCUGGAUCCCUUUCGACCCCGUUCGACCUAUCCGCAGUGUUGUGACGGCAUUUCAAGCUUCAAGUCGUUCCGCUCCUCCAUUUCCUGCGCCGUAUCGGAUCAGUUGUGGCGCUCUUCAGCCAUGGUAUCCAACAACCAAGCCAAUUCCCUGCGCAGAUCCGCCAGUUUCUGAAUCUUAUCAUUGUCACUUGAUCCGCAAAUCACCCAACAUCAAGUCUUCUCAACCCAAAGUCUUGUCCUCUGAUCCACCCUCUCCAAAGUGUUUGGCCAAGUUUGUCAAGGAGGCAAACUCUGUCCUGAAGAAGAUUAUCAAUCUGAUGGUUCCAGGUUUCUCCGCUUCCUCCUUGGACAACGUUCAUCUUCCCAAGAGUCAAAUUCCUAGAAGGACAAAGGCAAGAAAAGUGAUUCCGCGGAGGCAUAAUGGAGUCAAAGUAAGUUCUCUCCAAUAUGCACCUCCAGGGCUUGAUGCCACCAAAAUAGUCAAAACUCUAUCUCGUGCCACACUUGUGAGCAAUGGACAACCUUCUGCCCUCGAUUCCCCAGGUGUACCAGAUCCGACUUCAUCCGAGACCCUCCGAGAUGAGGUUAAACUAUCUUCUGAUCCUCCUCUGUGUUCCGUUCCCGAUCUUGAUCCUAUUGGCCAGCUCCGCCCGACUUCUGAGCGUAUGGUUUCCUUCCCAAUCGCCCUCCGAGAUGAGGUUAAACUAUCUUCCGAUCAUUCUCUGCAUUCCGUUCCCAAUCUUGAUCCUAUUGGCCAGCUCCGCCCGACUUCUGAGCGUUUGGUUCCCUCCUCAAUCGCCCUCCAAAAUGAGGUUAAACUAUCUUCUGAUCCUUCUCUGUGUUCCGUUCCCGAUCUUGAUCCUAUUGGCCAGCUCCGCCCGACUGCCGAGAGUUUGGUUUCCUCCUCCAUCCGCCUCCACAAAGAGGCCACAUUAAAUUCUCAAGUCCAGGAAUCUGUCUUCUCCUCUCAAGCCUCAUCUGAUCCCAACAACCAUAUGUCUUCCUUAUCCCAUAAUUAUCAAUCUCAUCCCUCUGGUGUUCCCAAAUCUUCCAUCACUCCUGAAGUUCAUCAAUCUCAAUCCUCCCAGCCUUUAUCCAACUCCGUAGAUCCCCUUUCUUCUUCUUCUCCGAUCCGGCUCCGCAAUGAGGAUAAACCAGCAUCAGUUCCGAUCCCCAAUCCGCUCCGCAAUGAGACUAAACAAACGUCCGAAUCCUCCAAUGUUGAAUAUCCCGAUCCUGUGUCAUCUGAUGGUGUGCAAGCUUCCGGCCAAGUUGAAAAUGAUCUCUGCAAUGAGGGUGAACUAGGUUUGUUACAUUUUGAUGAGGAAGAAGGAUGGAUGAUAGAGGUUUUUCCCCGUGGAGGCAAAGUUGACCAAAACCCUCCUUCCCGCCCGCAAGGAUUGCUAGAAGAGUUCAUCGAGGUAUUGUCGGACAAUCUGAUUUACAAGCUGCAAAACACUUACAACAUCCGAAAUCCGUCUCUCGAACAGAGAACCUCUCUAUGCUACUACCUCAUCAAGCAGAUCCUUGCUGAAAAUGGCAAGUCGCUUGCUGACGUCGGGCUGAGACCGAUAGCAGCCGAUGAUCGAUUAUGGUGGUACUUUGACACUGUGUCUGCAAGAGAAGAGACAAUGAGAAUAACGGACCACACCAACCGGUUUCUGGAGAUGUCCGCCAGGCUUAACCAAAAACAGAGUGCGAUAGCUGAUGCUGUCAUCGGUUUGACAUCCGCAGGCGAGGCGGGUCUGAUUUAUGUGGAUGGCCCAGGAGGAUGUGGAAAAACAUUCCUCCUUAACACAUUGAUACAUUACUUCAACGCAAGUGAAAUACCUGUGAUCACCGUGGCCUCUUCCGGAGUGGCCAGUUUGAUGUUGAUCAACGGGAUGACUGCCCAUUCAAGAUUUAAGAUACCCUUGAACGUGAAGUAUGCAGUCGAGGCGGUUGACCAAGCUUUCCGUUCCCUCAUGGACAACGAGCAACCUUUCGGGGGAAAGAUCGUGAUUUUCGGAGGCGACUUCAGACAAACUCUUCCAGUGGUCCCAGGCGGGUCCGUUCUCGACCAGGGAAGAUGCUGCAUGAUCAGCUCAGCCAUUUGGAAUGACGUGUUCUACUUUCAACUCACUCAAAACUUGAGAUUGAGGGCCAGUGGGGAUGACCAGUCGGCAAGGUCAAACCUGUUGCGGCCAACUGGCUUUGCGGAAUGGCUGCUUUCUGUAGGAAACGGCUCGGGCCAGACGGACUUCACCGCCGACAUAGACAUAGCCUUCGGUUGGGUGUACAGACAUUCAGACGCCCGGGUAGUGGCAGAGCGUGCCAUUGUAAAAACUUACGGGGACAUGGCUGUGGCUUUAAAUGACCCGGAGGCCGGUAGACUCAAUGCCUAUUUCGGAAACCGCCUGAUAUUGGCCCCGCUGAACUCCGAUGUUAACCGGAUCAAUGCCAUUUGUUCUUCUCGAUUACCAGGCGAGGUUUUCGUUUCCCACUCGAUAAAUCAGAUGCGAAACGAAGAGGAUGGAGAAGACAGCGACGAGGCCAUCCCGGAAGAGGUUCUCAGGACCUUUUCCAUCCCCGGUUUCCCUGAAGCCGACAUAGAGUUGAAGGUGGGGAUGCCGGUCAUUCUCCUCCGGAACUUAGACCUCAAGAGGGGUUUGUCGAACGGGACUAGGCUUUUAGUCCUGGCGAUCAGACCCGACGCCCUUCGCUGCCGGAUAUUGACUGGGUCCUGCACCGGUGCUGAAAUUGCUAUUCCUCGGAUUAGACAUGGCCCCAAGUACUCGUUUGCAAGUACUCGCUACUUGUUUUCGAGUACUUGUUGGGAGUGCACAAGUACUCGCCCGCGGGUGGCGGGUGCGAAGGUGCAGGUGACCGGCCUAACCACCAACCCAAGGUCCCACUGGUCCCACGCACAUCGGCAAACCCACCCAUCAAACCGAGAAGUCCUGUUCAUAGCUCCAUCCAACCCCGACCAACCACACCCUCCUCGCUGA